Anastrepha ludens (Mexican fruit fly) is the source of this 1913-nucleotide messenger RNA. Its product is annotated as putative nuclease HARBI1. The transcript is spliced from 4 exons. NCBI's taxonomy places the organism in Eukaryota, Metazoa, Arthropoda, Insecta, Diptera, Tephritidae. The record is from RefSeq and is a predicted model, not a curated record. Bases 195 to 1343 code for a protein of 382 amino acids.
UCUGCGCCAGGGCUGUCAAAGUGUUUUGUUCUUUUCUCAACAUAUUUAUAGGGUUGCGCGUUCUUUUCUCAAACUGUUGCGCUCUGGGGAAUUUCUUUCCCUUUACAAAAUGUGGCCGUCCAGCUGAUUCUAAUUUAACUGUGUACAUGAGUUCCUCAAAAUAGUUAUGGGAAAAUUUUAAUUGUUACGAAAAAAUGGAAGUAAAUCGUUCAAUUUUAUUAAAUUCAAUAAAUGAGAUUGUUAAUGAGUUGGUGGACACGUCCUCCUCUUCGUCCGAUAAUGAAAUCGAAUCGUUAGUUUUUAGAACGAAUGUACGUCCCAGAGUAAAAGGAUUUGUUGAAAAUGUGAAUUCCUUCUCUGCGCAAGAGUUUAAGAAAAAUUUUCGUAUCAAUCGUAAUGUUUCCGAUUAUCUCACGGCAAAAUAUGCCUCAAGUUCGUGGUACACUACUAGGAGUUACAAGGGAGGAAGGCAGCAAACGCCAGUAGAAACUCAGAUGCUGGCAUUCUUAUGGUUUGCCGCCAAUAAAACUACAAUCAGAGAAGUUGGAAACCUUUUUAAUAUGUCUUUGUCGAAUUUCUAUAAAACGUUCAAUAAUGUCAUGAACUUUUUCGUUAAAGAUAUGGCGCCAGGAGUAAUAAGGUUCCCAAAAGACACUCAAGAGAAAGACGUUAUUGCAAAGGAAUUUGAAAAUAUAGCUGGGUUUCCAAAUGUUUUGGGCUGCAUAGACGACAGUUUUAUCACAAGUGGAAAACUAAAACAUAAAACGCGUUCCAGUAAUGAUAACAUGCACGAUUGCGUGUCCAUAACUUUACAAGGUAUUUGCGAUGCGAAGCUACGGUUCUUGGAUAUUUUUACUGGAGUGUCAAACAAGACAAAUGACGCAAGAGUGCUAAAACUGUCCUCAAUCGGAAAAGAAUUGCCAAAACUAUGCGCGCCUAGAUACUAUUUACUAGGUAAUUCCGCAUAUCCUCUAAGAGAGUACUUGCUAACACCAUUCCGAGAUAAUGGAAAUUUAAGUGAAGCAGAAAGUUUGUAUAACACGAAGUUUGUCAAAACUAGAGUGAAAAUCGAAAAUGCCUUUGGAAUGUUGAAAUCACGCUUCCUUCAGCUAAUGCGACUAGAUUUUCAGAACGCUGAGUCGAUGUCAAAAUUCGUUACAUCGUGCUGCGCUCUUCAUAAUAUUUGUAUUGAAAUGGAUGACUUCUUUGAGUUCAGCACCACAAAUGAUGAGGCUGGAAAUAUUUCCGCCGAAAAAGAAGAUACUAGAGAAUAUUUACCAACACAGUUAGGCGAAAUAAAACGAAAUGAAAUUAAAAACCACUUCUACUCUUCCAGACUAUAGCACAUCAAUUGAUUACUUUCAGAAAUUAAUUUCUUAGUUUCAAAUAGGUCACAUAUGAACGUCAUAAAUUUCACAAGUUGUUUAAAAAAUAAGUGUGCGUUUAUUUUAUCAGUCUUGGAUUAUUAAAUCCCUGAAUGAAAGAGAUAAAGGUAACCAAAUAAUACGUUUGAGAAAAAAACAGCUGAAAAUCUCUCUCCUAUCUCUUCGACCCUGAGGACGAAGUGUUUUUUUUCAAUCAUUCGCAUUUCUUCAACUAUUUGGGUCAUACUAUUGAUGAUGCCAUCUUCGAUAUCCUGUAUUUGUCACUAGCUGUAAUCUCAGAUUCUCAACAUCGGGCUUUCAUGGUAAAUCACAUCACCUAAGUUUAUUAAAACCCAACGGUGGCGGAUACGAAGGCAAAUGAGUUUUCGAUGAAAUUAAUGAAAACGGUUUAUUCAUUGCCAAAAUUGCAACGCAAUGCAAAUCUGCAAAAGCGGAACGGAGAAUUGCAAUAAAAAAAUAAUAAUAAAUUAAAUAAAUAACUCAACAUAUGUAUUUAAGAAUUUUAUAAGCGAUAUUUUAAAUUAUUUG